GAGCUGCCUGCCUCCCCGCUCGGGCUCAGUCCUGCGCGGAGCCGGGGUGCAGAGCAGCAGCCGCACCAUGGGCCCCGCCACGCUCGGGGCGCUGCUGGCCCUGCUGCCGCUGGCCGUGCCGCUGCAGAGCACAGGUUCCCGCCGGGGGAGCCGGACGCCGGAGCCCGCCCAGCCUGCCCUGCGUCGCCUGUCCCGCUACCUGCUGGCCCACUACCAGAAGGGCACCCGGCCCGUGCGGGACUGGCGAACGACCACCAACGUGGCCAUCGACCUCAUGGUCUAUGCCAUCCUGGGCGUGGAUGAGAAGAACCAGGUGCUGACCACCUACAUCUGGUACAGGCAGCACUGGACAGACGAGUUCCUGAGGUGGGACCCAGCACGCUUUGACAACCUGACGCAGAUCUCCCUCCCUGCAGAGAGCAUCUGGGUGCCCGACAUCCUCAUCAAUGAGUUUGUGGAUGUUGGCAAGUCCCCCCCCGUCCCCUACGUCUACGUUGGCCACCACGGGGAGGUGCAGAACCUCAAGCCCAUCCAGGUGGUGACCGCCUGCAGCCUGGACAUCUACAACUUCCCCUUCGACGUGCAGAACUGCUCGCUCACCUUCACCAGCUGGCUGCACCACAUCCGCGACCUCAACCUCUCGCUGUGGCGGCAGCCGGAGCUGGUCAAGUUCGACCGGAGCAUCUUCAUGAACCAGGGCGAGUGGGAGCUGCUCUACGUGCUCAGCUGCUUCCAGGAGUUCAGCGUCAAGAGCAGCGACAGCUACGCCGAGAUGAAGUUCUACGUGGUCAUCCGCAGACGGCCCCUCUUCUACACCGUCAGCCUGCUGCUCCCCAGCAUCUUCCUGAUGGUCAUGGACAUUGUGGGCUUCUACCUGCCUCCCAACAGUGGCGAGAGGGUCUCUUUCAAGAUCACCCUCCUGCUAGGCUACUCGGUUUUCCUCAUCAUUGUGUCUGACACGCUGCCGGCUACUGCUGUAGGCACCCCCUUGAUAGGCAUCUACUUUGUGGUGUGCAUGGCACUGCUGGUCAUCAGCCUGACAGAGACCAUCCUGAUCGUGCGCCUGGUGCACAAGCAAGACCUGCAGCCCCAUGUCCCCCAGUGGGUCAAGCACCUGUUGCUGGAACGAGCCACUGUGCUGCUGUGCAUCGGGGACAGGAAGAAAUUCAGCCAAAGCAGGACCCAGAGCUCAGACAUCUCCGGGGAGGUGGAGAACAAUGACAGCACAGCCAAGCUGAACCACUACAGCGGUGAGGACCCCCGGGAGGGCGAGGCGGCGGGGGGCGCGAUGCCCGCGCCAGCCUUUGCCGAGCAAAAGGAGGGCUCAUCGCUGGCGCAGGGCGUCCUGCGCGAGGUCGCCGCCAUCCGCCGCUUCCUGGAGAAGCGCGAGGAGUUCCGUGAUGUGGCCCGCGACUGGCUGCAAGUGGGCUACGUCUUGGACGUCCUGCUCUUCCGAGCCUACCUGGCGGCCGUGCUGGCCUACAGCGUCACGCUGGGCACCCUCUGGUCGGUCUGGCGGGACGCCUGAGCGGCACCCGCCCCUGGGGGUGGGCGAGGGAGACCUUGGCUGCCACCCCUCAGCCACGGGACCCACCUGCCCCUGCAGCCACCACCUUCCCAGCCGCACCGAGGAGAACGCACCAAACACCGGGCCCUGCCCGCGCCUCGCACCGGGCAGGACCCGCCGUGCACCGGCACCCCCGCCCUCCCCAGAGCGCCCCCCGCCCGGCGCGCCCGCGGCCGCCGCUUCAGCACCGCGGACAGCGGCCCCGGCGCCCGGGGGUCCCCGCCGCACCAGGGGGUCCCCGCUCAACCGGGGGGUCUCUGCCACCCCUAGGGGUCCCUGAUGCACCAGGUGGGGUCCCUGCCAUCCCUGGGGGUCCCCGCUGCCCACCCGGGAGUCCCCACCACACUGAGGGGUCCCUGCUGAACCGGGCGGUCCCUGCUGCCCACCCGGGGCUCCUGCUGCCCAGUGCCAGCCAACAGCAAAUGCUCGGUGGGCAGGUGGUGCCACAAGAUCCGUGGGGUCACCAAGUGCCACCACGGUUGCGGUUGAACACCCUGGUCCCCCCUGUCAGGGGCACGAAGCUGUGAGGAGACUGGGGGACCUCCGGCUGCCCUCAAGAGCAGAGGGUCGAGCUCAAACUGCAGGGCCUGCUCCCAUUUCAGACCUGGGGGCGGUGGGGGGGCUGUGAUGAGAAACACAAACAGUGCUUUUGGGGGGCUGCCCAGUCCCGCUGUGCUUGCCUUACACCCUGGGAAGGUUCCACUCACUCAUCACGUACCUGAGCAACCAGGGCGGGUACCGUCCCCGAAAGCGCUGGGGAUGCCAGGAGGGACCGUCCUGUGCUCUAGGAGCAUCUCUGGUGCCAUCGGGCUGUGGGUGGUGGGGUGACAGUGCUCAGCUCUCCUGUGUCUGCCCCCAAGCCCACCGGCCCCAGACCAAGGGCCCCGCUUAGUGUCCCAGAGCCGUCACCUGCAGGAAAACUCCCCGCUGAAUGACAGGGGGUUGGGGACGGUGCAGGGGGCUCCUGCCAGCGCCGGCCCGUGCUAACACGCUGAUGGUUGGUAAGUGGCUGCCUAUUGAUGAGGUGUCCAGUUAAAGAGUUCGCGAGACACUAAAUCAGCCCAUUGAUCCUGCCGAGAUCGAUGGUGCUACAGACCUGAUCGCUGCAGCGGGCAAUUAACACCCUCUGGAAUGAGCCGCCUUCAUGUAACAUCAAACGCUCCAACAGACAAAUCCAAUGGGCCCAUUGACCCGGGGGCGCGGUGCCGCCCGGCCCAUGCGCCCGCUGGGGGGACAGGGCAGUGAGACCCCUGUACCAGCCUUGCCGUCCCCCUCCCGCCGCAGGGACCCGCUGCCCCUCAGGGCGCACCGCGGGACGCUCACCUGUGCUGCCACGUCCCUGGGACCACGUGGGCGCUCAUCUCCGUCCUUCCCUGUGCUAGGACACCGUCCCGCGCCCAACCCCGUGCCCAACCCCGUGCCCAACCCCGCGCCCUCGCACGGCUCCACGGUCUUUUCCCCAGGACGAGGAGGCCGCCUGUGCCCGAAGAAGGACCCAAGGUCUCCCUUUGCCCUCUUGCUGCUUUGGGAAGCGCUGCAUGCGGGGCAGAGUUGCGGGCAUCUCUCCGAGAGGAGCCUGGAUUUUCCUCUUUAAAAAAAAGAUAAAAAAAAUCAAUAAAUCUGAAUCUAAUCUACUAAUAAAGGUUUAAUGAGGACAUAA
This is a messenger RNA of Columba livia (rock pigeon), 3227 nucleotides long. It is a transcript of the gene HTR3A, whose product is annotated as 5-hydroxytryptamine receptor 3A. Lineage: Eukaryota; Metazoa; Chordata; Aves; Columbiformes; Columbidae. Gene Ontology annotation, biological process: chemical synaptic transmission; regulation of membrane potential; monoatomic ion transmembrane transport. The transcript is spliced from 9 exons. Bases 68 to 1528 code for a protein of 486 amino acids. The record is from RefSeq and is a predicted model, not a curated record. Gene Ontology annotation, cellular component: synapse; postsynaptic membrane; plasma membrane. Gene Ontology annotation, molecular function: acetylcholine-gated monoatomic cation-selective channel activity; serotonin-gated monoatomic cation channel activity.